Messenger RNA from Saprolegnia parasitica CBS 223.65, 742 nucleotides. RefSeq lists its product as hypothetical. Bases 29 to 742 code for a protein of 237 amino acids. Gene Ontology annotation, molecular function: metal ion binding. The record is from RefSeq and is a predicted model, not a curated record. The transcript has 3 exons. Lineage: Eukaryota; Oomycota; Saprolegniomycetes; Saprolegniales; Saprolegniaceae.
CUGCAACCUCAUUAGCACGCGGUCGAGCAUGUCGUCAGGCGACGAGUUCGACGACCACUACGCCACGCAGCGCCGGCGACAGGCAAGCGCUGCGCCCACCAAGGCAGCGGCCGCCACCGAGACCGCCGUUCCGUGGGUCGACGACGCCGAGGCGCCGGCCUGCCACGUGUGCGAGACGCCCUUCUCGCUCGUGAAGCGCCGUCAUCAUUGCCGCACGUGCGGCAAUGUCAUUUGCUCAUCGUGCUCGGUGUUUGUACCAACGGCGAAGAAGCCGCAGCGCGUCUGCAUCGCCUGCGUCGAAGGCGUCCAGCCUCAACGAAAGCGAGCCGAAGCAGACGUGACGCUAUCCACGCGGCCACCCCGCCCUGUUCCAAUGGCACCGUCGUCGCACCGGUUGCAAGAGAGCAUCGACAACUGGUUCCUGGAUGAGAACGAACCCGUGAGCCCGAUGGCGCCGAUGCCGGUGCCUGGAAAAGCACCCCGAUCCUCAGCUCCGUCGUCGAGCGCGUGGGCUUCGGUCGGUCCGUCGCAGACCAAGGCCAAGCCACAAGGCAAUCUUCGCUUCGCCGACGUCGUGUUCGACGACCGGCCGUUGUACGACGACGACCUCGACGACACCCGGUCGCAAUCUCGAUUUCCGCCGCCCAAGACACAACCGCAGUAUGAGAAUCGGCGGGCUGACCGCCAUGGGCAUCGCGCAAGUGUACCGUCGGCGCAGCCGCCGUCCCCCCUCCGACCGUGA